AUGGCAAUGGCUCUUUUAUUAAAUAUGUAUAGAAAAGAAGAACCUUUAAGUCAAGUAGUUUUUUGUGGAUCACGAGUUGCUUUGCAAAUGCCUUUGGCUGGGUAUUUAAUAAGAUGGUCAGGAUUAGUAUCUGCUGAUCCACAAAGUUUCUAAAGUUACAUGUAAAAGGGAAAAAACAUAUGCUUUAUUCCAGGAGGAUAUGAAGAAGCUAGUUUAACUUCUUAAAAUUAAUAUAAUUAUUAUUUAGAACAUAAAGGCUUCAUAAAAUAUGCAAUGAAAUAUGGCUACAAGAUUAGACCUUGUGUAGCUUAUAAUGAAAAUAAAGCUUAUUAAACAAUAGAUAAGUUUUAUAAAUUCAGACUUUUAUUAAAUAAAUUUAAAUUCGUAGGAACUUUAUUUUAUUCUAAAUAUUUUUUAAUUUUGUCUAAUCCUAAUAUUAAUAUUGAAAUGGUUGUUGCAAAACCUUUUGAAGUUCCAUAAAUUGAAAAUCCGACUAAAGAAUAAAUUGAAGAAUGGCAUAAAAAAUAUAUAGAAUAUGUAACUCAAAUUUUUUAUAAAUAUAAAAACUAAUUUGAUUCUAAAGGAGGAGAUUUAUAUGGAUAUUAAAAUGAAUAAUUAAAAUAACUAAAACCAAAGUUAUGA
Molecule: messenger RNA, 642 nt
Organism: Ichthyophthirius multifiliis
Lineage: Eukaryota; Ciliophora; Oligohymenophorea; Hymenostomatida
Exons: 2
Biological process (GO): triglyceride biosynthetic process
Cellular component (GO): endoplasmic reticulum membrane
Molecular function (GO): diacylglycerol O-acyltransferase activity
Source: RefSeq, a predicted model, not a curated record